Messenger RNA from Capronia epimyces CBS 606.96, 1566 nucleotides. Its product is annotated as HASPIN protein kinase. Lineage: Eukaryota; Fungi; Ascomycota; Eurotiomycetes; Chaetothyriales; Herpotrichiellaceae. Gene Ontology annotation, cellular component: cytoplasm; nucleus. Gene Ontology annotation, molecular function: ATP binding; histone H3T3 kinase activity. The coding region runs from base 1 to 1566 and encodes 521 amino acids. Gene Ontology annotation, biological process: mitotic cell cycle; intracellular signal transduction; protein phosphorylation. The transcript is spliced from 2 exons. The record is from RefSeq and is a predicted model, not a curated record.
AUGGCCGACCUCGAUGCCUUGGGCGAGCUGAAAAACCAGCAACGGCCUACUCGUCGCUUCGAGAAGACCUAUGGCAAGAAGAAACCCGCCAUGGCACAGUCUCGCGCCAUGCACUUCGACCUGUUCGGUGGAGGAGAUGAGAACAAGAUCGUGGACGAGAUGGAGAAACUGACGAUCAAAAAUGAUAGAAAAGAGAGAGUCGAAUCCGUUCCGCCUGUGCAAGAGUGUCCUGUGCCUGCCAAAGUACAUCCAACAGAACACAACCCACGGCUUCGAGGACGACGCAAAGCAACAACAUCGAAGAGAAUGGCGACCCUUACCCAAGACAAGAUGCAAGCACUCAAACCUUUGCUCUCGCUGGUCAAUCAAGAGGUCCAAGACUUCCAGGAAUUCGGCCGAAGCAUGGGCAAGAAAUACAUUUGCACCAAACUCGGCGAAGGGGCCUUCGCCGACGUCUUCAAACUCAAACCCAAAGACAUCGACGAAGCCAUGCAAGUGUACGAACGAGGCGGCCUUGUGAUCAAAGUCAUCCCCUUCACCGUCGACAAAAUCGAUGACGACGACAUUGGAGAUCUGGAAUCUGUCACCCGAGAAGUCAGAAUCUUGCAAACACUCGACCCGCUGCAUGGCUUCGCUCGCUGCAGAGGAGUCCAUGUUGUCAGCGGCAAGUAUCCCGACGUCCUCCUUGACGCAUUUCAAAUGUUCAAAACAACACACCCUCUCACCGCAAUCAACCCAGAUCCCACCAAAACUGCUCCUGCCGACCAACUGUACGUCAUCAUUGAGAUGGACGACGCUGGGACGCCUGUGUGGAAGAUCGGACGCCCAUCAGCAUUCCAAGCGUUCGAUAUUUUCUGGAAGACGGCGAUGGUACUGGCGAAUGCCGAAGAGAAGGUGGAAUUUGAACACCGAGACUUACACAACGGCAACGUCUGCUACAAGCCACUCAAGAGGAACGGGCCCGGCGAUGUCAUCCAGGCGGUCGUCGAAGACAUGUUGGAGGAACCAGAAGUGACACUAGGGCUCUCGAAUCUGCAGGUUACCGUCAUCGACUACACCCUCGCCCGAGCCAAAGUCGGCAAUGAUUCUGAAGGCGACCUCGUCGUGUUCGACCCAAUUCAAUAUUGGGAAGAGAAUGACGCCGAAGGCGAAUCAGAAUCAGACAAGAAACAGUACGACACGUACCGCAAGGUGCGGGAUUGGGCGAGGGGAGAGGAAGCCAAGGCGAAAGCCGCGGCGGAACUGGACGGGGCCGAGUACGAGGAGAGAGACAAGUACUCCAGGUUCCUCCCAAAGUCCAACGUCAUGUGGUUGGGAUAUCUGGUGGCCGACCUGUUGAUGAAGAGUGCCGGGGGGAGGGGGGCGAGUCUGCCAGGAAGCAGCAGGGCGGCCAAGAGGCUGCAGUUGUACAUGUGGAGGACGUUGGAGGAGGUUGACGUCUAUGUCAACGGCAGCUCUCCGACCCUGAUGCCGGAGAGCGCGGGCGACCUGCUGGCCACGGCGAUGGAGAUGAAGUGGCUGACACUGGCCGACAUGGCAGUGUUCAGAGAGGAGCUAGAGGAGUAG